AUGUCGCGGUCGCUUCAUCAGCGUCUGCAGGCGCUCGCAGACUCGUACAAAGAGACUCAGAAUCUCAUACAACAACUCCGAACCUUUUCUGCUGCAUCAUGUCCAGACUCCAACCCAGAUGAACGUCGAGUCGAACUUGCAAACGAGAUCCAUGACAGCUUGAAAGAGCAAGAAGACACACUGGAGAUAUUAAGACAAGAGCUAGACGAUGACUCGAUGCCCGUACAGCGACGCGGUGCACUCGGAGGGGACUGGGAAGGCGAGCGAGAGCGGAACGCGGACUUGCUGGCUCGACUGACGGAAGAUCUGAAAAGCGCCCGUGCCAAUUUCCGGAGGGCGCAGCUGGUGGCGAAACGAACGGCCGACAGUGAGAAGAGGAAAGAGCGGGAGCAAUUAUUUACCGGCCGGAAAAGUGACGGCAGUCAUGCGCGAAGUCGGCCGGCACACGAGAAGUUGACGCAGGAUGAGUUGGCUGAGCGGGCUUCCGAAGAUGUGACGAUGGCAUUGCGACGAGUGCACGCACAAAUGGAAGCAGAAGUAUCGCGAGGGCAGUUUGCCCAACAGACUCUCGACGAGAGUCAAGAAGCGUUGAAGACUCUGAGCGAGAGCUACAGUGGUACAACGGAUCUACUGAAGGCCUCGAGGGGGUUUGUGAGCCAACUGGUGCGCAGUAACAAGUCGGACACGUGGUUCUUGAAGAGCUCGUUCUACAUCCUGGCCGUGACCAUCGUCUGGCUCACCUUCAGACGGCUUCUAUACGGGCCGUUGAUACUCUUUGUCUGGUGGCCGCUCCGCGCCAUGUGGUGGUUUACUCUAACAAGCCUCGGGGCAAUUGGACUUGGAAAAUCCGAGGUGGUAUCUUCGCCUAUGCCGACACCAACCAUGUCGAUAUCCAUGCCUGGAGUGAACGCGAGAGGAAUGCCAACGCACGGCUCGGGAGUUCGCUUCAGGAGUAUUAGUCUAGCAGCGAAAGGCGCGGGAUGGCAUCGACACCCAGCACAGGCUGAGCCUUCUCAAGCAGCCGAGGAGAGUACGGUGGAGAAGAUAGGACGUUUGACGGAGGAAGGGCGAAGUCUGGAGGAUCUCACGGAAGAGGAACGUGGAGCACAGUCGGAGCAACCUCGAAACACCAAGAAGCGGAUGAUGGAAGUGGAGGUCGAGACCCCUGCAGCUUCAAAGGACGAGCUGUAG
This is a messenger RNA of Exophiala spinifera, 1191 nucleotides long. RefSeq lists its product as uncharacterized. The record is from RefSeq and is a predicted model, not a curated record. Gene Ontology annotation, molecular function: SNAP receptor activity. Gene Ontology annotation, cellular component: endoplasmic reticulum; SNARE complex. The transcript has a single exon. NCBI's taxonomy places the organism in Eukaryota, Fungi, Ascomycota, Eurotiomycetes, Chaetothyriales, Herpotrichiellaceae. Gene Ontology annotation, biological process: retrograde vesicle-mediated transport, Golgi to endoplasmic reticulum. Bases 1 to 1191 code for a protein of 396 amino acids.